AUGGCGUACGCGAUACAGAACCCGUCCAGCAGCAGCAUAGCGAACGUGUCGGUGCAGCAAGUUGUGGACUGCGGGGGCGUGACGGCAUCGUGCGCGGCGGGCGGGUGGCCGUCGCUUGCGUUGGACUAUAUGGCGGACGCGACGACCGACGAAGGCGGGGUGGUGGCGGACGAGGAUUAUGAGUACACGGGCGCGCAGGGCACGUGCGACAACAGCAAGGUGUCGGGCGACGCGUCGAGCAUCGGCGUGGUGGCGUUGGAGCAAGCGGACUUCCAGGGGUGGCUGGGGCUCGUGCUGGCCGUGCAGGCGCAACCCGUGGGCGUGUACGCGGACAAAGGGUGCGCGAGCGAGAUCGUGGAUCACGGCGUGCUGGUGGUGGGGUUCUCGCUGCGACCCCCGCAGCCGUACUUCAUCAUCCGCAACUCGUGGGGCACGCACUGGGGCAUGCAGGGCUACAUGCGCCUGGCCAUUGCGGGCGGCCCCGGCAUCUGCGGCAUCAACACAGUGCCGGCCAUCUACCCCGUUCUUAAAACAUCCAACCCGUGCAGUGGAUUCAUCGACCCGUGUGGGUCGGGGACGUGCAAUGCGGGCGUAAACGGGGCGUACACGUGCACGUGCCCGUCCUCCUUCGUGUCCGUGCCCGGCCUCAACAGCCUCCCCACAUGCGUCCCAAAGAAGCAGUGCUCGUUGGGACCGUUCAACCCGUGCGGCACGGGAACGUGCAUUCACGACAACGCAGGCAGCUACUUCUGCAUCUGCCCACCGCUCUUCACCACUGGCGAGAAGGCCAACGGCAGCCCCACCUGCGUGCCUGACGCGACCCCAUCGGGCGCGGUGUACUUGACGCCGCCCAAGAGCGUGGCGUGUGACCUGGUGUACGGCAUCAACGGGCUCACCAGGGCGCAGUUCCUCUCCCUCAACCCCUCCCUGCGCAACAACAUCAAUCCGGCGGUGUGUGACGACAUUCCUGCCAACACACAGGUGGAGGUCACUCGCCCCUAUGCAGGCGUCAUCAACUGCGCCCUCUUCUACUCCUGGGAGCCGUUGGACACGUGUGUGGGGGUGGGAGCACUGUUUGGCAUCACCCCUGUCACACUGGACAACCUCAACCCGGGCGUAGACUGUGCUCUCAACCACGCACAGCCCUCCCAGCAGGUGUGUGUGCGGUAUGGAAUACCAUCCACCACGCGAUGGUGCACACAGUGGCACACACUGCAGGACAAGGACUCGUGCACGCGCAUUGUCCUCAAGUACAAGAAGACUCUCUCUCUCUCCCUGCGCCGCCUCUACGAGCUCAACCCCGGGCUGCGCUGCAACCACCUCUUCCCACUCACCUCUCUGCUCCCCGGCGCCAGCAUGAAGGCCGCGGGGCAGCAGCUGUGCGUCGCAGGCACAGCACCACAAUCGUACACCGCAGCCACACCGGCGUCGCUCACCCCUGCGAGGAUAACCAGGGAGGAGGAGGAGGAGGAGGGGCGUGAGUCUUUCACACGCACUUCCACACCCGCACGCUCGUCGCUUGCAGCGCGGCUCGCUCAACUCUCCCGCAAGGCGGCACCGCGGCGGCAGCUGGCGACAGCGUGCAGGAAGGCAUACACGGUGGUGCGGGGGGACACGUGUGUACAUGUUGCAGCAUAG
Closterium sp. Naga37s-1 is the source of this 1638-nucleotide messenger RNA. Lineage: Eukaryota; Viridiplantae; Streptophyta; Zygnematophyceae; Desmidiales; Closteriaceae. The record is from the annotation of a GenBank genome assembly.